Drepanopeziza brunnea f. sp. 'multigermtubi' MB_m1 is the source of this 576-nucleotide messenger RNA. RefSeq lists its product as uncharacterized. NCBI's taxonomy places the organism in Eukaryota, Fungi, Ascomycota, Leotiomycetes, Helotiales, Drepanopezizaceae. The record is from RefSeq and is a predicted model, not a curated record.
AUGGCCAAAGCCUUCAGAGAAUUGAUUGGCAUUGGGCCGUCCACUGCCUCCACCAAGGACAGCGUGUUGGUCAUAAUCGAUGCACAGAAUGAAUAUGCAUCCGGCCAUCUGAAGACCGAGAACGUAUCCUCCACACGAAAAGCCAUUGCCGCCCUUCUCGAAAAGUACCGCGCUGCGUCUGCACCCCUCGUUCACAUCAUGCAUCAGACUCCAGCCGGAGCCCCUGUAUUCACACCGGAUACCGAUUUGGCCAGAGAAUUCGCGGAGUUAGAGCCAAAGGGCAGCGAAAAAGUGAUUAGCAAGCAGCAGCCUGGGUCGUUUACGGGCACAGAUUUGGAGGAAUUCUUGAAAAGUACUGGUAAGAACAAACUAGUAUUGACCGGAUAUAUGGCACACGUCUGUGUCAGUACUACUGCUAGACAGGCCGCGGAGAAAGGCUAUGAUGUCUUGAUUGCCGAGGAUGCGGUAGGAGACAGGAAUAUUCCCGGUGUUGAUGCUGAGCAGCUGGUAAAGGUUGCUUUGGCUGAGUUGGCAGAUGCGUUUGGGACUGUCGUGAAGUCCACCAACAUCAACUAA